UGCAGGAAGCGCUGCUCCUCCGCUUAGGGGCUGGAGAAGUUGGCGGGGGGAGGGAUCUGUAACGUCUUCUGCGAACUCCUGUCUGCCUUUCAUAACGUAAUUCUAACUAUAGCCGAAGCUCCGGCCUCUCAUAGGGCUUCCAGCUUUUCCCCGUCCUGUUGGAGCAAUUAAGAAAAACACCGGUGUGAUUACUUCCUACUUGCUCCUGUCCUUGUUGCCGAUGUAGAUGGAGCUUAGGAUGGAAGACCUCAAGCGCUGUGGCACUUGGAGAAGUGAGGUGUUUGCAGCUGCAAGCAGCAGUAGCAUACUUGUUACUGUAAGAUACAACACUGAUGUAGCUGAGACCUAAGUGUGCAGGGCAGAUGCUGUUUUAUCUAGCUCAAGGCUGUGCAGUAUUUGUACUUUCACAUGGCUAAGAAAGUAGUUGCUAGAGAGCUUCUUCACUGGGAGUUUGCGUCUCUUUACAAUAUAUUGAUAUUUGCCUGAGUGUGCUAGAGUAUUAAAAUGGAAUUUACAGUUCAACACACAUGGGAUGGUAUACCUGUGAGCCACGAGCCAGUAAUGGUCAGCCUGAAGUCAGGCAACGCAGGACUGCUAAUGGAAGUUAGUGCUCCCUUCUUUAACGAUCCUCCAGCACCACUUGGAGAGCCAGGGAAACCCUUUAGUGGACUGUGGGACUAUGAGGUUGUAGAAGCAUUUUUCUUGAGUGACAGAACCGAGCAGUAUUUAGAAGUUGAACUUUGUCCCCAUGGGCAACACUUGUUGCUGCUUCUUUCUGGCAGAAGAAGAGUAUGGAAGGAAAAACUUCCUUUAGAAUUUGAGGUGACCAGAAUGGAAACCAAAUGGGAGGGUAAAGCUGUUCUUCCUUGGAAUUAUUUUCCACCAUGCACUAACAAGUUUAAUGCAUUUGCAAUUCAUGGCUCGGGAGCAGAGAGAAAAUAUGAAGCACUUCAUCCUGUGCCUCAACAUGAACUGCAAGAAGGACAGAAACCGGACUUUCAUCGCCUGGAAUUUUUCAAACAGUUGAACCUGAAAGGACUAAUGGGAGAAAACUGGAAGCAGCCUGAAUCAGAGAUAUGGAAAUCUGUCACUGAUUAGCAAAACAGAAUGAGAAAUCCUAUACUUUGACAGGAUUAAGGUUGGAUGAAGCUGUAUGGAAAUAACAUCUUCAUUUUAAGUAGAGUUUCAGUAUGUAUUUGUAAAUAUGUGAUUAGCAAGGCUUUCCUUGA
Molecule: messenger RNA, 1229 nt
Organism: Struthio camelus australis
Lineage: Eukaryota; Metazoa; Chordata; Aves; Struthioniformes; Struthionidae
Source: RefSeq, a predicted model, not a curated record